Messenger RNA from Vicia faba (fava bean), 309 nucleotides. The record is from the annotation of a GenBank genome assembly. NCBI's taxonomy places the organism in Eukaryota, Viridiplantae, Streptophyta, Magnoliopsida, Fabales, Fabaceae.
AUGGAAAACCAAAACAUUGUAUAUCGUGGAUGGUGUCCUUCAAACUCUUACGAAUAUGAAGUCCAUGAAGUAACCGAGCCUAUGCUUCGCAAGCGCAACGAACGUCCUAGAAAUCAUAAGAAGGGUCAUGUUGCAUUCAAAACUGUGCUAGAGGAGCCUAUAACACCAGUAGAAGAAGAAACUGCGACUAUUACUGAACCUGAAAGUGUGAAUUCUUUUCGGAGUAUUGAUAGUAAAGCUGAUGCGUUUAUUAAGAUGGAGCACAGGAGGCUUGAAUUUGCCAGACUCAGGUCUUUGGGGCUUGCCUGA